This is a messenger RNA of Psilocybe cubensis, 1755 nucleotides long. RefSeq lists its product as uncharacterized. The record is from RefSeq and is a predicted model, not a curated record. Gene Ontology annotation, molecular function: structural constituent of ribosome. Gene Ontology annotation, biological process: mitochondrial translational initiation. The coding region runs from base 1 to 1755 and encodes 584 amino acids. Gene Ontology annotation, cellular component: mitochondrial small ribosomal subunit. The transcript has a single exon. Lineage: Eukaryota; Fungi; Basidiomycota; Agaricomycetes; Agaricales; Agrocybaceae.
AUGUCGGCUAUAACUGCCUCGAAAUGCGUACCAAAGGUUAUUCCCCCGUCUUCACCCUUUGGUGAGCUGCUCAGGCGCUCUCGCUUCGCAUCCUUCGACCCCGCUAUCCGACAAACCUACUCUGCACCUCCCUCAUACACCCAUCGCGGAAAUUGGGGUCUCAAGCGUCCCAUAGCCAACCGUAGCAAGCGCGGUGCCAUCGUUCUCCGAAACUUUGAAGAACAUGCCCAGUAUAUCGAGUGGGACCGAGCAGACCACCAGGUCAAAGUUAUCAAGUCCGUGGAGGAGCUGAACACGACGCCUGGUCUUGUCCCGCAGACCUCUUGGUUCAUUGGCCUCGGUCAGGCAGCUACAAUAAAGGCCACUGGUUUUGACUCUGAUUUCUGUCCUGGAGAGUCACCCAAGUUCCAUAGAUUCCGCGACGAACGUUACAAAGAUGAGGCUCCUCCGUCUCCUCCUGUAGACCAAGCAGAUUGGAGUGGGAUCCUUCCCUCAACCGAAAAAUCCACUGCUGUAAACUUAGAGUCUCUGGGUCGAGCUGGGAAAGGGAACUAUGGUGCCAAAGCCACCGUACAACGUAAACAGCCACGUCGCGACGACGAGAGCCUCCUUCAACCCAACAUCAACGCCAUGACGCCUGUUGAAUUCAAGCGAUAUCUGGAGCAUCUCCGCAAGCUCAGACCCAAAUUUAUCAAAUAUCUCAGACAGCAACUGGAGAAGGAUCACGCGCAGGAGGUAGCGGCGAAGAAAAAAGCAGAGAAAGACGCCCAGGACGGAAAGGCAGUGGAAGUGCCAAAGGAAAACCGAAUGAGCACCGUCGACCCUAAUACCCUCUCGGAUGCGGAGCUAGUUCUCAAACUCGGACAUGAAGCGACCACGAAGUAUCUUCACAUGGCGUUCCUUGGACGCUACAACGAAGAUCAGACCUACAAAACCACGCUAAAAACGAAGAGCGUAGAGGCUGCUGCUGCUUUGGCGAACAAGCCUGGUCGCAUUCGCAAACAGCCCCAUAAGCUUGGAGGGCUCGUAUAUGCCAUGCCUACAGAGCUUGAGUCGCUCUUCACCUGUAAACCACAACCCGGACUCGUCCUCCAGGAUACUUCCGCCCAGAGCCAAAAAGACCUGGAAGGCGACUUCCUAGCUACUCUCGGUCCUCUAACCGUCAGACUUCCCAAAGCAAAGUCUGGCACUGACACCCGACCACUCUAUAGUCCUUUUGUCACCGAACCUGUCCAGGGCAUCCAGGCGCCGCGUAUACGAGACCCCGACCGUCCAGGCAAAUUUAUCCCCGAUACACGAAAGAGUGAGAGACUCUUGCGGCCCGUGUCUAUCCAGGUCGAGGAGACUCCUAUCGUCGUGGGAGAGGGUGCGACGAACAAGCCACUCGCGCGCACGCGCCUGCGCACCGUUGUCGCCGUUGACGGCUCAAUGUCACAAAUGUAUCGAACGAACCCAUUCUUCCCCGGUACUUUGGAAUACAGUGCCCAGCUGCCACCAACAAACCGCGUCAUUAGGACAUCCCUUACCCAGCAAUACUUAUCCAAGACAAGGUUGGGCAAACUCCCCGCACAGCUACCCUCCACCUCCACACCCAACAUGCAGGCGUCGCAAAGCACUUUAGAUUCAUUGCAGGGACUUUUGAAGCAAGGAAGUACAAAAAAGAAAAUUGAUUUUAGACCCAGUGGAAGCGCAGCUUCCAAAACCGAGCCUGAGGCACAGGCAACCGAGGCGGUUGAUGAGGCGAAAACCACGUAG